AUGACGGCCGAUUCGAGCGCAAGUGCAGGCGCUGCGCGCAACAACAGCGUUCCCGCCAAGCGCGCCAGCCCUCAAUCUUCCCUCUCUGUCCCUCCACCACCAUCAUCUCUCGAACGUCGUGGCUCUCUCACUCCUGGCGUCUUUGCCGAAGAGCCGCCCACCUUCGAGCCCACCAAUCCCAACACGUCUACUGGGUCGGCAUCUCUGGAUCAGACUGCGGCUCACUCUUCCUCCGACAUCACGAGCAAUACCCUCGCAGGCGCAUCGUCCUCUCUCUCCUCAUCCUCACCCGCUGAUCCUUCGUCGCAGCCACCAAGUGUUGACUACUUCAAGAGCGCCGCGCCAGCGAAGACGACUCUCAACGGUGAAGCUGACUCGCCUCGUGCUCAGCCUUCAGACCAAGCUUCAAGCAGCCAACUUCAACGCGAAAGCGAAAAGGCCGAAAAGGGCAUCAUCUCGGCAUCUCUUUCCAUCUCUAAGUCCACCUCGGACCAGACUGCCAGCAACAGUGCAGCCCAGCAAUCGUUCCUUGGUAACGGCGAGAAGGUGGUCGCAUCGCCUGCUCCAUUUGCUCCUCAGAACCUCAUCUCGAUGCGUCCCGAUGGCAUCGGCGGCAUGGGCCUCGGCACCGCUGCUACCGGUGACCUGGGGGCGCAAGCCGAAUUCGAGACACUCGACGAUAUGCGCAAAGUCGUCAAGGAUCUCGAAGACGACUUCAACGCAAAGCACCCCGAGAUGCCCCUCAGCGGUCGCAUCAUCCAUGUUAGCCACUACAUUCCCUUCGAGAUUCGUCCGCUGGCAGAGGUCGAGUUCGAGCGACAACGUGAAGAAAGGAUAGCUGCUACCGCCAGCGUUGCUGCCAUGGCGGCCGCCGCUCGAGCACGAAAGGCGGCCAAACUAGCAGCACAGGCUGAAAAGCGCGAGAUGGAGGCUCAACGUGAGCUCCAACGUCAAGCUGGUUUGCAGGAGAUCGUUUCGCGCAAGAACAGCUUCCGCGCUAGCUCACGCCGAUCUUCGUUCGCAACCGGGUUCGGCAUGACUGGUCUCGAAGGUCAGGACUUCGAAGCACGACUCCGAGAGAACCAAGAACGCUCCCGACGCCGCGCUGGACGAAGGGCAUGGAUGAUGACAGAGGUCGUCGACGACACCAGCGAGUGUUCCGAGGAUGACCGUUUCACACCUGUCGGAUCGCGCAGAGGCUCCAUGUGGGCGCCCAGCAGUCGUGGAAGCUUCAGCAGCGUCGUUCAGGAGCCGUGGAAGCAGUGGGGCAGCGUCAGCGACACCAACAGCCCCUUUGUCGACUCGCCUCCUACCGCGCCGCCGCCUCCUCAGUGGGUGCUCACCGCACGACGCGGACAUACUGCUCUCAACAGCGGUAUUCGCAGCCUGUGCACCAGUCACCGUCAGACCUUCAUCGGAUGGCCCGGCGACGUUCGCUUUGCCGCUCAGGCGCGCGACGACCAGCGCAACGACCCUUCCGAGACCACCAACAACGAGAAGCGCGAGAUCGAAGAGGUGCUUGCUUCGCUCGACCAAGCCAGUGCAUGGGUCACGCAGCAGGGUCCGGUCGCAGGUGCUCCCAUCGAUCCAGCUUCCAACCAGCCACCCGUGGGCAAGGUGCCAAUUCCCGUCAUGAACGGUGCCGAGCCUGUUGGUUCUGGCGAUCCUACUACGCGCCUCAAUGGCAUCUCUGGCGAUGACAAGGCUGCAACCGCCGCCGCCACUUCUGCACACAACAAUCGUUCUGCUGCCGCGAUGAACUCGGUCGACGAAGAACACGGCAUCAAGUAUGUGCCCGUCUGGCUCGACUACAACAUCGCACACGGCCACUACGAGGGCUACUGCAAAGCCACGCUCUGGCCGCUCUUCCACUACCUUCUCUGGCAGGAUGUCAACUCGGAACGUCGAGCCUGGGAAGAGUACAGCUGGGACGCGUACUACGCCGCCAACGAGGCCUUUGCCAAGCGCAUCGCCGAAGAAUACAAGCCCGGUGACCUCGUUUGGAUCCACGACUACCAUCUCUUGCUCGUGCCGCUCAUGCUGCGCAAGCUCGUGCCCGAUGCUACGAUCGGCCUCUUUGUUCACGCCCCCUUCCCCAGUAGCGAGGUGUUCCGCUGCCUGCCCAAACGUAAGGAGAUCCUUGAAGGCAUGCUCGGCGCCGACUUGGCGUGCUUUCAGGCGUUCAGCUACUCGCGCCACUUCCUGUCGUCGUGCAUCCGCGUCUGCGGCUACGAGGCGUCUUCCAAUGCCGUCGAGUCCUCCAACGGCCACGUCACUAACAUCACCUACAACCCGAUCGGCAUCGACUCGGUCAAGAUCGCCAAGGACAGCUCGUCCGAAGGCGUCCUUCCCAAGAUCGAGGCGAUUCGCGAGAUGUACAAGGGCAAGAAGAUCCUCGUCGGACGGGACAAGCUCGACGUGGUCCGCGGCGUGGUCCAGAAGCUGCAGGCGUUCCACAAGUUCCUCGCUGAGUAUCCGGAGUGGCGCAACAAGGUGGUGCUCAUCCAGGUGACGGCGCCUGCGCUGAACGACUCGCCCAAGCUCGAGCGCCAGGUGUCCGAGCUGGUCUCGCACAUCAAUGGCGAGUUUGGCUCGCUCAGUUUCACGCCCGUGCACCACUACCACCAGAUCAUCGACCGGGAUGAGUACUUUGCGCUCCUCAGCGUGGCCGACCUGGCGCUCAUCACCUCGGUCCGCGAUGGCAUGAACACCACGUCGAUGGAAUACAUCAUCUGCCAGAACCGGUUCAACAAGAGUCCGCUCAUUCUCUCCGAGUUCACGGGAACGGCGGGUCGAAUGCGAUCCGCCAUCCAGGUCAACCCGUGGAACAUCUUUGGUGUGGCCAAAGCCAUCGACUAUGCGCUGCGCCUCACAGACGAGGAGAAGCGAGCGCGACACGAUCAGCUGUACCACCAAGUGGUGAUGCAUACCUCCCACACCUGGGCCGCUGGACUCGUCAAACAGCUUCUCACCCGCCUUCACAACGAGCAUUCCGCGCACCUAACCCCACCCUUGGACCGCAAAGAGAUGGUGGCCAAGCACGCCGCCGCCGGCAAACGCCUUCUCCUCCUCGACUACGAUGGCACGCUGACCCCCAUUGUCAAAGUACCCGAGAUGGCCCUACCUUCCGACCGACUGCUCAAAGCGCUCGAGGUGCUCUCCGCCGAUCCGCGCAACGUGAUCUACAUCAUCUCGGGUCGAGACGGCGGCUUCCUCAGCAAGCAUCUCGGCCAAUUCCGUCAAAUCGGCUUUUCCGCAGAACACGGCGGAUUCGUCAAAGAACCCGGUCAGGACGAGUACCGCAAUUUGACAGAAGCGCUCGAUAUGACGUGGAUGAAGGACAUCCGCUCCGUCUUCGAGUACUACACCGAGCGUACGGCGGGUAGCUUUAUCGAGAUGAAGAAGUCCGCCAUCACAUGGCAUUAUCGAGCUGCCGAUCCGGAUUUCGGCUCUUUCCAGGCAAAAGAGUGUCAGGCGCACCUGGAGAAUUUGACGAGCCAGAACAAGUUGGCCAUCGAAGUGUUGGUGGGGAAGAAGAAUCUGGAGGUUCGACCCCUGGCGAUUAACAAGGGGGAGAUCGUUAAGCGGAUUCUGUACGAUCAUCCGGAUGCCGAAUUCGUUUUUUGCGCAGGAGACGACAAGACGGACGAAGACAUGUUCCGGACGCUGUUCAACCUCGCCCCCUCCUCCCCAGAGCAGGAGGCGCACGUGGAGAACCCGAGUAAGAGUCUCGCUCCGCCCAGGGAGACACCCAAGGAUCAGAGUCUGAUUAUCAGCCCCCCGACGCCGCUCAAGAGCAACUCGCCCGUGGGCAGUCCGAAGAAGUUGAAGCUGACCCGGAGUGGGAUCUAUACGACCAUGAUCGGGCCGAACAACCGCAAGACGCUGGCCGAGUGGCAUGUGGAUAGCUGCGAGCGGAUCAUCGAUGGGUUGGCCGAGAUGGCGGGCAUUGCCAGUGUCGAGGAGGAUGCGCCGAGUGUUCGGGCGAAGGAAGGGGUGGAGGGUGGUGCGGAGGAGACGAUGGACGAGUAG
Molecule: messenger RNA, 4032 nt
Organism: Kalmanozyma brasiliensis GHG001
Lineage: Eukaryota; Fungi; Basidiomycota; Ustilaginomycetes; Ustilaginales
Product: Glycosyl transferase, family 20
Exons: 1
Coding region: 1-4032 (1343 amino acids)
Biological process (GO): trehalose biosynthetic process
Cellular component (GO): alpha,alpha-trehalose-phosphate synthase complex (UDP-forming); cytosol
Molecular function (GO): catalytic activity
Source: RefSeq, a predicted model, not a curated record